CCAUUCUUCUUCCAGCUUCUAGCAAAGUAGCAUAUAUUAAGACAGAAAAUGGAAAUGAAAGAGGAGAGGAAGGAUAGUAAUAAUGAGCAAGUGAAGAUGAUUAAGGAGAGCAAUGAUGAGAAGAAAGAGGAGAAAAAGGAUGAGCAACCUCCUCUAAUGGCGUUGAAUCAUGUGUCGAGGCUUUGUAGGGAUGUGCAGAAGUCUAUAGAUUUCUAUACCAAAGUUCUUGGGAUGGUCUUGACUGAAAGGCCACAAGCUUUUGAUUUUGAAGGUGCUUGGCUGUUUAAUUAUGGGGUUGGGAUUCACCUUGUUCAAGCCAAGGAUGAAGAUAGGUUGCCUGAUCCUCAUCAGAGCUUGGAUCCCAUGGACAACCACAUCUCCUUUCAGUGUGAAGACAUAGAAGCAAUGGAGAAGAGAUUGAAGGAACACAAGGUGGAGUAUAUAAAGAGGACAGUGGAUGAAAAUGGGACAAAGAUAGACCAGUUGUUCUUUGAUGACCCAGAUGGAUUCAUGAUUGAGAUAUGCAAUUGUGAGAAUCUUAAGCUCGCUCCUGCUGGUUCGAUUGGCAAAAUUAAGCUUCCCAAGGAUCGCCAUAUCCCACCAGUGGAUGUGGAAAAUGGAAGGAAUGACUCGAAAACGGAAAGCUCUGCUUGAAUGGCAUGUUAAUGUUAUUGUUAGGCUGAAAUGAAAAGCAGAGUUUGUUUGUUAUAAUACAAAGUUAUAAAGAGUUGUGGUGUAAAUGAAAAUGGAAAAAUUGCAGUUGCAAUUUAUACA
This is a messenger RNA of Ricinus communis (castor bean), 774 nucleotides long. RefSeq names its product glyoxylase I 4. Lineage: Eukaryota; Viridiplantae; Streptophyta; Magnoliopsida; Malpighiales; Euphorbiaceae. The record is from RefSeq and is a predicted model, not a curated record. The transcript has 2 exons. The coding region runs from base 49 to 654 and encodes 201 amino acids.